AUGAAUGAGGAGAUCGAAGCCACCUGCACGCGCUUCAAGCUCGAUGACGGGGUGCGGAACCGUCUCACCAACGCCAUGCGGAACCGCGCUACAACAUUCAAGGAGGAUAUGCGAACCUUGAACGAUGUCAUGCGAGCUGCAAAGCACCCAAAAGGAGCGGUGCAGCUGAAGCUGCGUGAGAUCGAACGAGGGACGUUUUCGGCGCGUAGCUACUCGCCCCUCGGGCCUACACCUGCUGAGAAGCAGGACAUGGAGCGAGCGAGAGAGAAGGAGAAGGAGAAGGCCGCGUCUGGUGCUGGAGCCAGUCAGCCAGUCCCUGUCACCUGCGGAAUGCUAAGGAAAAGAACGGUGAGAAAAGGGAGAGCCCGGAGAGGCAGGAGGUGUUCUAAGGCUUAG
Molecule: messenger RNA, 396 nt
Organism: Symbiodinium pilosum
Lineage: Eukaryota; Dinophyceae; Suessiales; Symbiodiniaceae
Source: the annotation of a GenBank genome assembly